Molecule: messenger RNA, 3936 nt
Organism: Linepithema humile (Argentine ant)
Lineage: Eukaryota; Metazoa; Arthropoda; Insecta; Hymenoptera; Formicidae
Biological process (GO): regulation of mitotic nuclear division; negative regulation of meiotic nuclear division
Cellular component (GO): nucleus
Molecular function (GO): protein binding
Source: RefSeq, a predicted model, not a curated record
GGGAGAGUCGGCAGCGGGUGCGUAAGCUUCCCCAGGUUGCUCACCCCCGACUGUUCAGUGACAAUUAGCAAAGAAUACGCAACGCGAUCGAGAGUUGAGCGAGUGCUCGCGUGAACCGAAUUGCGCGAUAUAUUGUUCGAAUUUGCAGAUUGACGCACGCGCGAAAGUCAAUUGCGGUGAAAGGGCUGAGUUCUUAUUUACGAGGCGCGCGCAGGGGUGCUUUUCUCCAUGGAUUUGCGACUGCCGCCGUUGAAGAGCGGCAGAUGGGGCGAAAAGCAGAGGAGAGGGAGAAACGCAACAGACGCGAAGCGCGCGUUUCCCGCGCGGCGCACACGUGAGUACAGCGCGAAGGCAACAUAAACGUUGCGUGUUAACGCACGAAACGGGGGAAACGUCAGGUGCCGCACGAUGUUGUGCAUCUUCGCUGAAUUUCACGCCGAGUGAAACGCGUUAGUGUUGCGGAGUGACAUUCGUACGGUCAACGCGAAGAAAGAUUUCGCUUCGACGUUUUGAAAACGCGCUCGGUUUUUUUUUUUUUCGCACGAUGUAAACACGUUUCACGAGUGACGCGAGUGAGAAGAAUCUCGGGAGAGAAAAUAGGCUGUUUUGUGUGCGCAUAUAACCUAUUGUCCGUCGAAUUCAGUAGUUUAUCGCGUCAAGUGUAUCGUUUUCGUAAAUAACGGUCGUGUGCCGAGGUUUAAUAAAGAUAAUCUACACAUCGAGAUAUUGGAAACUUCGUAAUUUCGUGUUUACAUAUUCGUGUUGACCGACGGAACAGAAAGCUGUAAGUGAUUUUCGCCAUAUCUUAUCUCCAAUGUCAAAACAUGGCCUAAGUGAACAGAGUGAAAUGAACGUUAAAAUAACAAAUACGUAUAAUCGCUAUCUUUAUUUUUCGGUACCUGUUUGUAGAGUAAAGUGACUGCAUGUGAUGUUUCAUUAAUUUGGAAAACAAUAAACCUUUUAAUUUCGCUAAGACAAUGCGCAUAUUGAAUACCGUUUAAUAUGUUGCUGUCGCUGCAUCGAGUGCUAUCGAGCGGAAGGUGAAAUAGUCAUACCGGAAAUCGAACGUCGAGUCUUAAUUUCGAGGCAGUUAGACAAACGUCCCGAACGCCAUGGACGAAAUCGAGAGCAUGCAUGUCGACCAGACGCCGCUUGUCUACGUCAACUCUAGUGGAUGCAGAUCCCACGACAGUAUCGACAGCGGCUAUCUGUCUUCUUUCACGCCACAAAACAGCAGCAACAAUUUGAUAGUGACCGGAUGUAGAACGCGAUUGUCCACCGGCGCGCUGAGUAAGAAGCAUUAUAGGUUCCGUCCGGAUCCUAUUCAAUGCGAGAAAGUGCAGAGACGCCGUUCCAAGCACAAUUAUUUGCCAAACGCCUCGGAGUCCUCCGAUUACCUUGUUUCCGAAAAUUCCAUCGAACAAGAUUCUGUGCUGGAUCCGUCGUAUACGAGCGAUAAUCAACGUCUCAUAGUGCACUCCACUCCGAGUUGCAUCAUCCACAAUGAAUUUGACGAAAUUCACGGAAAUAAGAGAAGCUGGCAAACCACGGUGCCUAUUACUCCUGCGUCGACGGACCUGCGAUUUCUGUCGCCACCUCCGUCGCCAACAGUGCCGACCUCAUCUUACGUAGCCUCUGAACCCAUCCAAGAAGAUGUGGAAAUGAAGCUAGUCGAACCUACGUUGGAGAGUAAAUCACAAAUCACAACACCGCCGAGACUGAAAGUCUCAGUACCACGGAUUAUAAUCUCGCCGGUUCGCAGGAGAAACAGCCCCGCCAUAACGUCGGUCGAGAAUCGGAAGCUGAGUGAGCUAUGUAUUACAGAUUUGGCUGCCGAUAUUAAACCGAAAAAGUUGAAUUUCGAUCGCAGCUCGUUUAUAGCACUAUGGAACAACAACAGAGUUGCUUUGAGCUAUAUUGCGAAGGAAAAGGUGGACUUUUUAUCACUUCUUGGAGAAGAAAGCAAUCACCUGAAUGUAGUGUCGAAAAUUCUCUCCUAUCUCAGUCCUCGAGAUCUGUGUUCCAUCAGUAUGGUGUCCACAACAUGGAAGAAGAUCUGCGAGAGGGAUUUUUGCGCCAACAGGAGAAGAAUGAAUUACAUCCUGUGCAAGCAGAACAUCAAGGAAAAUUUGAAGAUUGUGACGAAAAAGGCGAAGCGUGAGGAGGAUAUACAGAUGAGUCCUAAGAGCAGAUACCAUUUCAGAAAAGGAUGCCUGAUGGAUGUGCAGAAUGUACUGCGUGUUCCGGAACAGCAGCGACCACCGAACAGUCCACCUGUAUCGCCGAGCAAAGUCAAAUUCCACUGCUUCAUCAAAGCUAGUCGUGCACUCGCAAGUGGCGAACAUCUCUUACCGUGUCCGAGAUGCACGUUUCCCUGUCACGUGGACAAUGAAAAAAAUGUGGGAACCUGCUCGAGACAGGGCUGCUCUAUCGAAUUCUGCAGCUCCUGCUCGUCGAAGCCGCACACGGGCCCGUGUAAAACGCCCUUAUUGGCCACCCCAACGAAACGGAACAACAAGCGUCUGAUCGUCGGCUCGAGGCAGAGCAAACGGAAUCUGCGACGAUUAUAAGCUGAACCUCUCGAGUUCUACAUUUCCGAUCGUCCGUAGGAGAACUAGUCUAGUUACAGAGUCGCGUCCGGUUCUACCAAGAGGAAGAUGUACAUUUAUAGAUGAGAUGUAUAUAUUAUAGAUAUGAAGAAUCAAAGCUAAUUUUAUCCAAGUAAAAUCGAAUCUAAAUUAAUGAUUAUAUAUAUUAAAUUAAUGAUUAUAUAAUUAAUACUUUUUAUUGGCUUGGCAGUUCAUUUGAGUGAAACUAGCAUGAUGUUAGUAACAUAAUCUGUGUUCAUUGCAUAAUCGAGGUAAAUUCGGUUGCACGGCAAAUAAUAGUCCAUCUUUGUAGCUUAAAAGUGCCUUAACGCAAUGCCUUCACAUAGUAUAUUAUCCGUGAGGUAACAUAAGCACAUUUUAGGUGCUGUAUGUUCCGCUCGUAAAUGAUUUUUAGAUGCUGUAAAUUUGGUAAACGUCUUAAUUUACACCAAUCUAUCGAUAUUACAGCGGCUAAAUGCCAAAGUGUGGCUUAAAUCUUCCGAAACGAUGGUGGCGAAUGUGCAACCGAAUCUUGCUCGAGCCCUCCCCCUCGUCUUCAUCGUCAUUUUCAGAGCAACGGAGUAAAGUUUGUUCUGGGCGAUGCAACGGGCGGGAGAGAAGAAGGAGAGAGAUAGAAGGGGCAAAAGAACAAGAGAUUGGCAGUUAAAGGAGUACCUGCGAGGUGCAGAGAAAAGGAUAGGACGAGCAUGCGAGACAGGGUGGAGGAGAAAUGAGAAACCAUAAAGGCAACGGUCGUAAAACCCCGUAAGGGACCGGCGAAACACUUUGCGUUGCCCGGAUAUUCCGCUUUUUACCGAACGCGUUCGGCCUCUUAAUGAAGCCGGGGAGAGAAGCUCGCGUAUGUUCGUACAGCCAGAGCCCGUCCGCAGAAACUGCUCGCUCUCCCGCGAGAAUCGCCUCGUAAAACACAACUGCCAAGACGGUCACGACAUAUGAUCUCGACGACCCUUGGAACGAGGCGAUUCUCAUUUAUCUAACCGCUCGUUACUCUCUAACAUCUUUCGCAUGAUAUUAGAAAUGUAGGAAAUGUCAGAAGUUUUAAUCUUGUUUCUUCUUCAACCGUGCAAAAUUAGGAUUGCUCAAAAAGUAUUGAAAUUACAUAGCAAUAAAAGAAAUAUAGAUAGGUGCAAACAUGUAAAAAAUGAAAAAAAGCAUAAUGGUAGAGUAGAACAUAAGAAUGACGUCGAAAAAGCGCACACGAUGUAAUAACAUAUCCAUUGGUCCAUAAAGUAAAACGAAAUGUAAGAAGCAGUUGAAUUAUUUUUUUUUGUUGAUUAUUAUAAAUUAUUAUAUAAUUGAAUAUAUAAUUAUUAUAUAAUCGAUAAAA